This is a messenger RNA of Loxodonta africana (African savanna elephant), 1274 nucleotides long. Its product is annotated as tripartite motif-containing protein 5-like. Gene Ontology annotation, cellular component: cytoplasm; cytosol; nucleoplasm. The transcript has 5 exons. Bases 1 to 897 code for a protein of 298 amino acids. The record is from RefSeq and is a predicted model, not a curated record. Gene Ontology annotation, biological process: regulation of viral entry into host cell; protein polyubiquitination; positive regulation of autophagy. Gene Ontology annotation, molecular function: zinc ion binding; protein homodimerization activity; ubiquitin protein ligase activity. Lineage: Eukaryota; Metazoa; Chordata; Mammalia; Proboscidea; Elephantidae.
AUGGCUUCAAAAAUCCUGGUGAACCUAGAGGAGGAAGCAACCUGCCCCAUUUCCUUGGAGCUCCUGAUGGAACCCAUAAGCCUAGAUUGUGGCCACAGCUUCUGCCAAGCCUGUAUCACUGUGGAUAACAAGAAGUCCAUGGUUAGCCAAGAAAAGGAGAGCAGCUGUCCUGUCUGCCGGAUCAAAUACCAGCCUGGAAACCUACGGUCUAAUCGGCAUCUAGCCAGCAUGGUAGACAGACUUAAGGAGGUGAAGAUGAGUCUAGAAAAAGAAGAGAAGGAAAAUUACUGUGUCCACCGUGGAGAGAAACUCAGGCUUUUUUGUAAACUGGAUGGGAAGUUCAUUUGCUGGCUUUGUGAGAGGUCUCAGGAGCACCAUGGUCACCCCACAUUCCUUGUGGAGGAGGUUGUCCCAGAGUACCAGAAGAAUCUUCAGGCAGCCUUUGAGAGUCUUAGCAAGGAGCAGGAGAAAGUUGAGAAGUGGAAAGCUGACCUCAGAGAAGAGAGGGACUCCUGGAAGAAAUACAUACAGACUGAGAGACAGAGUGUCCGGGAAAACUUCAGUCAGCUGAGAAGUAUCCUGGACAAUGAGGAGCAGAAGGAGCUGCAGGAGCUGAAGAGCAAGGAGGAGAGUGUUAUGCAGAACCUGUCAGAGGCUGAAAAUGAGCUGGGCCAGCAGAGUGAUGAUGUGAAAAAACUCAUGUCAGAUCUGCAGCAUCGGCUACAAGGGACAACAAUGGAGAUGCUGCAGGACGUGAAUGACGUCAUUCAACGGAGUAAGAACACGAUCCUGGAGAAGCCAAAAACAUUGCCCCAGAAACCAAGGAGAAUAUUCCAAGUUCCAGAUAUGAGUUUGAUUUUGCGUGUGAUGAGAGGUAAGACCCGAGGAAGUGUGUGAUUCUGGGAUUUUUGUGAGGGGGGGCUAAAUAGGGGAGAGAGUAGAGAUGAGGGUAUUGGAUUACUAUGUGCUGAUGAUGUCAUGUUAAGAGGAAAUGGUCGGGUAUCUGUUCCUCUCAUUCACCUGUUCACUGUUUGUCAUAGAUUCCCCUUCUUCCCCUAAUCAGAAGAGAAAACAGAUACCAGUACAGAUACCAGUGCUGACUCUCUUGCUUGUAUUCAAUAUCAUGGAAUCUUUUAUCAUUUCAGAACUGGAAGAUGUCCAACGCUACUGGCGUAAGGAGAAAUCACAGUAUCCUCAAGCCAUACUGUUCUCAUCACCUUUCACAAUUUUCUGUUCUCUAGUAGGUCUCACUCUUUGAGCCCUAUGUGUCACCU